AUGAGGAGCUUAGGGCAGGUGGUAGAUGUUAAGAGGGUCAGUGAUAGGCUGAUGACGAUUAAGUUGGUCAUUGGGGGAUUUACAUUGCAUGUGUGUAGUGUUUAUACGCCGCAGGUGGUCUUGGAAGAGGAGGUGAAAACGAGGUUUUGCGAGGCGUUAGAUGAGGUGGUGAGAAGUGUUCCUAGUUCAAAGAAGAUUGUUAUAGCAGGGGAAUUUAAUGGGCACAUUGGGGUUUUUCUGGGAGGUUAUGAUGAUUCUUCUGGUGAUGGACUUGAUUAUCAAGAAGAGCAAGAUGAAAAGGGUCGGGGAGGGGCUGCCAGUUGCAUCACGGAGUCGGCUAGAGAAGUGUUAGGUAUUUCGAGGGGGCAGGUAGGACGACAUAAGGGGGAUUGGUGGUGGAAUAAAGAAGUUAAGAAAAAAGUUGAGAGUAAGAAGGGGGUGUAUGUUAAGCUAAUUGAGAGUAAAGAUGCAGAAGAGAAGCGGUUGAAUAGAAAGGUUUACAAAGUAGCAAGAAAAGAGUCUAAGCUAGCAGUUAUGGCUGCUAAGACAGCAUCGUUCGAGAGCUUAUGUUUUAAGUUUGAGGAUGUCAUAGAGGCUAUUCGUAAGAUGCAGAGGGGGAGGGCGACGAGGCCUGAUGAGAUUUCGAUGGAAUUUUGA
This is a messenger RNA of Capsicum annuum, 657 nucleotides long. RefSeq lists its product as uncharacterized. The coding region runs from base 1 to 657 and encodes 218 amino acids. Lineage: Eukaryota; Viridiplantae; Streptophyta; Magnoliopsida; Solanales; Solanaceae. The transcript has 4 exons. The record is from RefSeq and is a predicted model, not a curated record.